This is a messenger RNA of Brugia malayi, 132 nucleotides long. RefSeq lists its product as uncharacterized. The record is from RefSeq and is a predicted model, not a curated record. Lineage: Eukaryota; Metazoa; Nematoda; Chromadorea; Rhabditida; Onchocercidae. The transcript is spliced from 2 exons. The coding region runs from base 1 to 132 and encodes 43 amino acids.
AUGAGCAUUAGCUCAAUGGGAUAUGUUGCAUUAAUGUUUACACUUUACAAAUUUCGGUUCGACAGUUGUAGAAAACGGAAACAAUCUGAUUUCGUAACGCUUCCACAUACUGCACAAAACGGUUCGAUGUGA